AUGGCCUACCACAAGCGCCCCACAUCGAGCUACCAGCCCUGCGAUACUUUCUUCGUCGAGACCUACGACGAGUUCCCUGCCCCCCGUAUGGAUCCGAAAGAACACGCCAAGUUGAUGGCUCGUGAGCGUCAGUACGCCAUGGCGGAACAGCUGUCAAAGAUUACCAGCGAGGAAUUCCGUGACGACGUUCUGGCGCACAUGCUGGACAUGGAUGCUGCUACGCUUCCGGACGUCGAGUCGAUCGAUAUCCAGACCGAGAUCCAGUGGUUCAUGCGUCCAUACCUGCUCGACUUCUUGAUUGAAGCCCACACUGCAUUCCAGCUAUUGCCAUCGACCCUCUUCCUCACCAUCAACCUUCUUGACCGUUACUGCUCCAAGCGUGUCGUCUACAAGAGACACUAUCAACUCGUUGGAUGUGCUGCCUUGCUCAUCGCAGCCAAGUAUGGCGACAAGAAGGACCGCGUGCCUACCAUCAAGGAGCUCAAGUCGAUGUGCUGUUCUCUAUACGACGACGACAUGUUCAUCCAGAUGGAGUGGCAUGUGCUGCAAACACUGGGGUGGACCAUUGGACACCCGACUGUCGAUAGCUUCUUGCAGAUGGCUGUGAUGGAUUGCCCGUAUGAUGCCGAGGUCGAGCACCUGGCAUUGUAUAUCUCGGAGAUCUCGCUGUUCCAUCGGGAAUUUGUGUCCAAGCCGUCGUCGGAUCUCGCCCGGGCCUCGCUGGCUCUUGCGCGCUGCAUCCUGAACCGGACUCAGCCUCGUCACACAGAAUGGGCAUCCCAGUACGACUCGAUGACGCUCGUGGGGUUGUCGCAGCAGCUUCACCAACCCUCCCAGGUACUUUCCAGGAAGUAUUCCUCAGCUCACUACUCCCGUGUGUCCAAGGUGCUGGAACAAUUCCUUGCCCGUCAAGCUUCGAUCGCAAGCUACACGCCCCCCAGCCCGCAAACGGACGUUGUACAACCCGAGCCCAAGCCAUACGAAGGCGAGAUUGGGCUUGCUACACCGCAGAAGGCGACCCAAUCAUCGGCCAUGGCGCACGGUUAUAUCACACCGCCGAUCACCCCGGAGAACGAGGCUUUUGCCAAUGGUGGUAAUCCCACCUUUGCCAAAGGCACGGCAGGAGCUAGUGCUUGCUCGCCAUCGCCGACACCCCCGCCCAGCAUGCAGUACGUGAGCUCUCACGCGUAUUCGCAAGAUACCACGUACCAACAACAGUUCCUCCAGCCCCAGAUGUCAUUCAGCACUGGUUACUGA
Aspergillus niger is the source of this 1257-nucleotide messenger RNA. RefSeq lists its product as uncharacterized. The transcript has a single exon. Gene Ontology annotation, cellular component: cytoplasm; centrosome; cyclin-dependent protein kinase holoenzyme complex. Lineage: Eukaryota; Fungi; Ascomycota; Eurotiomycetes; Eurotiales; Aspergillaceae. Gene Ontology annotation, molecular function: cyclin-dependent protein serine/threonine kinase regulator activity. The record is from RefSeq and is a predicted model, not a curated record. The coding region runs from base 1 to 1257 and encodes 418 amino acids. Gene Ontology annotation, biological process: mitotic cell cycle phase transition; regulation of cyclin-dependent protein serine/threonine kinase activity.